AACUUCUCACCGGCAUAGAAGAAGAGAUGAGUUCGCGUGAUAACCAAAGAAAACCCAAGACUGUCGCACAAGUAAGAGAAGAGAAAAGGAAGAGAAGAGAAGAGAUGAGUUCGCGUCCCAAGAGUGUCGCACAAGUAAAAGAAGAGAAAAGAAAGAGAUUCUUGGAUCGCGUCCCCAAAGGAAAAAGGGAAGGUCACGCAUACCUUCGCAAGGAUCCAGAGCCGCAAGUUGCUUCUGUCCCCAAGACUGUCUCAGAAGAUAAAGAUGUGAUAUUGGAUAGAAUCUUGAGUAACGUCCCCAGAAGAAAAAAGACUACUUCUUACGAAUACGUCCGACCAAAAGACCCACAAGAACCGAUAAAGACACCGGAAGUCCCAACCUCUUCUCGAAAUCGGAUAAAGGCACCAGAAUGGCUUGUCCAGGUUAUGUGUCGCAUGAACGGCGUUGAUGAUCCGAAGCUAGUCAUAGUGAAGACUCUGGACUCGAACGAUGUUGAUCCACUUCAAAACCGUCUCUCAAUCCCUAUCAAUAGCGUAAUCCAAAACGAUUUCUUGACGCUUGACGAGUCAAGAUUGAUUGAUGACGACGACAUCACUAACCAAGGGAAUAUGGGUGUGGCGUCGUUUCUUGUGGAUCAACGUAGUAAAAAGUGGAACGUAGGUUUUAAGCAAUGGUUUAUGACGACUGAUUCAGGGAGCAGCUACUGGAGUUUUGUGUUGAGAGGUGAAUGGAGCAACGUCGUUAAGACUAAUGGAUUGAAAGAAGGCGACAUAAUCAGUCUUUGGUCUUUCAGGUCCAAUGAAAUCCUCUGCUUUGCCCUUGUUCCUCCCAUGAGCUCUGUUGUUGAUUCUGUACAUAAGUAAAAAGUUUUUAUUUUUUGGGACUAGAAGAUGUUACUGUGGUUUUGGUACGAAGUUGGGAUCUUUAUCUUGUUGUUUUUUCUCUUCCAUUAGUAAAUGGAUGAAGAAAUUUCAUUAGGAGUCAAAGUAAGUCGUGUGCUUUCUCGUUCAAUGGAGGUCACUAUACUCUGUUUAUAGAAAUUUUUUACUUUUGACUUGACUCUGGUUUUGUUUCUUGAUGUACAAGGAAACAAAUCAACUUCAAUUGCUAGU
Messenger RNA from Arabidopsis arenosa, 1112 nucleotides. The record is from the annotation of a GenBank genome assembly. NCBI's taxonomy places the organism in Eukaryota, Viridiplantae, Streptophyta, Magnoliopsida, Brassicales, Brassicaceae.